GUCGAAUAAUGUUGCCCUAGGAUAAGAUGAAAGGCUGACAUGUGAUGGCCUUAAAAUCCAACGGUGGACGUAGCUCAUCCAGACCCUUAUAUUUGUCCUAAUUGGCAAUUCUAUCACCCUGGAAAACACUGGCGGCAUCCUCUCGAUCUCUCUGGCAUUGGCAGCGGCGCAGCGGGGUUUCUGAUUUCUGCAUUGGGCGUUAACUGAAAAAAUGGUUCUUCAAAAUGAUAUCGAUUUGCUUAACCCUCCAGCUGAAUUGGAGAAGAGGAAGCACAAGCUCAAGCGUCUCGUGCAGUCUCCUAACUCAUUCUUCAUGGAUGUGAAGUGCCAGGGAUGCUUCAAUAUAACUACUGUGUUCAGUCAUUCCCAAACUGUGGUGGUGUGUGGCAAUUGCCAGACCGUCUUGUGCCAGCCAACCGGUGGACGUGCAAGGCUUACAGAGGGUUGCUCCUUCAGGAGAAAGGGUACCUGUUAUUUUGCCUCUUCAAAAUCAAUGCUGGUUUUGGAAAUGGGAUUGGUGCAUCUAGCCUGAUAUGGCUGUUCUCAACUUGAUAUCGAAGUAACAAUUCUGGCUGAACCCACCCAGUCUAGAUUAGUUUAUCAGUAUGGUGAACGAAAGGGAAUGGGCUUGAUUGUGGUUUAAAGGCGUCGCUAUAAAUUUGAGCAGUCCCGGAUUUUUAAGAAGCAAUAUCCAUCUGGCCACUUGCAGCGAGGCACCUCAUCAAUUUAAACUUAGGG
Molecule: messenger RNA, 738 nt
Organism: Hevea brasiliensis (rubber tree)
Lineage: Eukaryota; Viridiplantae; Streptophyta; Magnoliopsida; Malpighiales; Euphorbiaceae
Product: 40S ribosomal protein S27-2-like
Exons: 6
Coding region: 212-532 (106 amino acids)
Biological process (GO): translation; ribosomal small subunit assembly
Cellular component (GO): ribosome; cytosolic small ribosomal subunit
Molecular function (GO): RNA binding; structural constituent of ribosome
Source: RefSeq, a predicted model, not a curated record